Elephantulus edwardii (Cape elephant shrew) is the source of this 639-nucleotide messenger RNA. RefSeq names its product SUMO/sentrin specific peptidase family member 8 (gene SENP8). Bases 1 to 639 code for a protein of 212 amino acids. The record is from RefSeq and is a predicted model, not a curated record. Gene Ontology annotation, biological process: proteolysis. Lineage: Eukaryota; Metazoa; Chordata; Mammalia; Macroscelidea; Macroscelididae. Gene Ontology annotation, molecular function: deNEDDylase activity; cysteine-type peptidase activity. The transcript has a single exon.
AUGGACCCUGUGGUCUUGAGUUACAUGGACAGUUUACUGCGGCAAUCAGAUGUCUGCCUGUUGGAUCCUCCAAAUUGGCUCAAUGACCAUAUUAUUGGGUUUGCCUUUGAGUAUUUUGCCAACUGUCAGUUUUGUGACCAUGCUGACAAAGUCUGCUUCAUUAGCCCAGAAGUCACCCAGUUCAUCAAAUGUACUAGCAACUUAGCGGAGAUCACCAUCUUCCUUGAACCACUGGACCUCCCCCACAAGAAAGUUGUGUUUUUAGCCAUCAAUGAUAACUCCAACCGAGCAGCUGGGGGAACACACUGGAGUUUGUUGGUGUAUCUCCAGGAUAAAAACAGCUUUUCUCAUUAUGAUUCCCAUAGUAGGAGCAACUCAGUCCAUGCAAAGCAGGUAGCAGAGAAACUGGAAAUUUUCUUAAGCAGAAAAGGAGACAGAGUGGCCUUUGUGGAAGAGAAAGCCCCUGCUCAACAGAACAGCUAUGACUGUGGGAUGUAUGUGAUCUGUAACACUGAGGCCUUGUGUUAUAGCUUCUUUAGGCAGCAGCCAGAAGGACUACUGCAGCUACUUACCCCUGCAUACAUCACUAAAAAGAGGCAAGAAUGGAAAGAUCUCAUUGCCAGACUCGCUAAAAAUUAA